This is a messenger RNA of Dothidotthia symphoricarpi CBS 119687, 1398 nucleotides long. RefSeq names its product RNA-binding domain-containing protein. The coding region runs from base 1 to 1398 and encodes 465 amino acids. The record is from RefSeq and is a predicted model, not a curated record. The transcript is spliced from 3 exons. NCBI's taxonomy places the organism in Eukaryota, Fungi, Ascomycota, Dothideomycetes, Pleosporales, Dothidotthiaceae. Gene Ontology annotation, molecular function: RNA binding.
AUGGGCAAGACCAAGAUCGCCGACAAGUCGUCCAAGAAGGACAAGAAGGUUGAGCUCUCGAGCGUCAAAGCCGGUCGUGUCACUAAACCCGCUCAGACAAUCAAGUCCAAGAGCAAGGACGUUGCCAAGGCCGUCACCAAGAAGUCCAAGAAGGCUCCCACCCCUGAGCCCGAGUCCGAGUCCAGCGCCAGCGACAGUGAGGACGACAGCUCCGACAGCAGCGAGGACGAGAAGGUCGAGAAGAAGGUCCCCGCAAAGGCCGCUACAAAGGCUGCCGCCAAAGCCGACUCCGACUCCUCCGACAGCGAUGACAGCGAGAGCGAGGAGGAGAAGCCCGCCGCUAAGGCCAACGGUGUGAAGACCAACGGCGCUGCUAAGGCUGCUGCUAAGGCCAGCUCCGACUCGGAGUCUGACAGCGAUUCCGACACAAGCAUGGCCGACGCCAAGGAGACUGCUGCUAAGGCUGAUUCUUCCGACUCUGACUCCGACUCCGGCUCCGACUCUUCCGACAGCGAGAAGGAGGCUCCUUCCAAGAAGCGCAAGGCCGAUGCUGAAGCUGAGCCCACCGUCAAGAAGAGCAAGACUGAGGCUCCCGCCGCCGCCGCUGAGGGUAUCAAGAACCUCUUCGUCGGAAACUUGAGCUGGAACAUCGACGAGGACUGGCUCACCCGCGAGUUCGAAAAGUUCGGCGAGAUCACCGGUGCUCGUGUUAUCACUGACCGUGAGACUGGUCGUGCUAAGGGCUUCGGUUACGUUGAAUUCGCCAGCGCUGAGGUUGCAGCCAAGGCUCAAGCCGAGAUGCACCAGUACGAGCUUGAUGGCCGUGCGCUGAACGUUGACUUCAGCACUCCCCGCGCGAAGCCUGACGGCAACAAGACCAACGACCGUGCCAGCCGCUACGGCGACAAGAAGAGCGCUCCUAGCAACACUCUUUUCCUUGGUAACCUCUCCUUCGAUUGCACCAACGAGAGCAUCCAGGAGAUCUUCAGCGAGUACGGCACCACCACCCGUGUUUCCCUGCCAACAGACCGUGAGACCGGGUCCCUCAAGGGUUUCGGUUACGUCGACUUCGGCAGCACUGAGGAGGCUACUGCCGCGCUCGAGGGUCUCAACGGACAGGAUAUCGAGGGCCGUUCCAUCCGUAUCGACUAUGCUACACCCCGUGACGACAGCGCUCCCCGUGGUGGCUUCGGCGGUGGCCGCGGAGGUGGCCGUGGCGGAGGCCGUGGUGGCUUCGGUGACCGUGGCGGACGCGGCGGCGGUCGUGGAGGUGGUCGUGGCGGCUUCGGUGACCGUGGUGGUCGUGGAGGUCGUGGCGGCGCUCGAGGUGGCCGUGGCGGAAGCUUCAACCGCGGUGGCUUUGGUGACUUCAAGGGCUCCAAGGUCAGCUUCGACUAA